GGCGGGGCUGAAACGCUCCGGGCCCUCAGUGUCGCGCUAUAGCGCCGAGGUUUCCGGCUUGGGCGGGAACGACAGUCCCAGAGUCCUUCGCGGCAUGCGGGGAAGCCGGCGGCCACCCGCGGGGCCGGCCAUCUCUGCAGCCGCGGGCCCUUUCGUUAAGAGCAGGCUCUGGGCUUCAGCGCCUCUUCGUAUUUAGUGUUGCACCCGGGGCCCCUUUAAGUCGGAGGAGGGUUGACCCCUGGGAAGCCUUGGAGGCGUGGCCUCCCCCGGGCUGCGAAGAAAUCGGCCCGAUGCCGGCAUCCUCCCAGCACCCGCUGGCCGGCCGCACCUCACUCAGAACUGCCCCGGGUGCCGGUCCCGUCCCUGACGUGGUGCCGGGGGCCCUGUGCUCGGAGGGCAGUUAGACACACCCCGACCAGGACAGGGCAACGUGCACAAAAGCAGGUGUUUCAGGACAAAAGUACCGGCAUUUCAGAGAGAGAAUGGUUUUCACUGGGGGCCAGGAAGAAAUUGGGAAAGGGGUAGGAUUUGAACACAGAAAUGAGGAGGCCAGAUUGAGCGAGUGGCAGGAGCAAAGUCACAGGGAAGAGAGUGAGGAAGGGAGUCAGGUAGGAACGGAAGGUGGAGAUCAUGGCCGGGUCCUCAGCCCAGGCCACCUGGUUCCCCAGGAAAGGAACGACCUGGAGGGCGAGGGCUGGUGCGAGAAGAGGGGUGCCGUCAGAAUUGGAACCUUCCAGGUGUGCUGCUCAGACGUAGGCAAAGGGCUCACUUCGCACAUCGUGAAGCUGGGACGGUGCCGGAGCGUGAAGGAGUUUGAGAAGCUGAACCGCAUCGGCGAAGGGACCUACGGCAUCGUGUAUCGGGCCCGGGACACACAGACGGAUGAGAUCGUCGCCCUGAAGAAAGUGAGGAUGGACAAGGAGAAGGAUGGGGUCCCCAUCAGUAGCCUUCGAGAGAUCACGCUGCUCCUCCGCCUUCGCCACCCGAACAUUGUGGAGCUGAAGGAGGUGGUGGUGGGAAACCACCUGGAGAGCAUCUUCCUGGUGAUGGGCUACUGUGAGCAGGACCUGGCCAGCCUUCUGGAGAAUAUGCCGACACCCUUCUCCGAGGCCCAGGUCAAGUGCAUUGUGCUGCAGGUGCUCCGGGGCCUCCACUACCUACACCGGAACUUCAUCAUCCACAGGGACCUGAAGGUUUCCAACUUGCUCAUGACCGAUAAGGGCUGCGUGAAGACAGCGGAUUUUGGCCUGGCCCGGGCCUAUGGCAUCCCCGUGAAGCCAAUGACGCCCAAGGUGGUCACUCUGUGGUACCGAGCCCCUGAGCUGCUGCUGGGAUCCUGCACGCAGACCACCAGCAUUGACAUGUGGGCCCUGGGCUGUGUCCUGGCCGAGCUGCUGGCCCACAAGCCCCUCCUCCCCGGCACGUCUGAGAUCCACCAGGUGGACCUGAUUGUGCAGCUGCUGGGGACGCCCAGUGAGAACAUCUGGCCGGGCUUCUCCGAGCUGCCGCUGGCCAGCCAGUACAGCCUGAGGAAGCAGCCCUACAACAACCUGAAGCACAAGUUCCCCUGGCUCUCGGAGGCUGGCCUGCGCCUGCUGAACCUGCUCUUCAUGUACGACCCCAAGAAAAGGGCGACGGCCGGGGACUGCCUGGAGAGCUCCUACUUCAAGGAGAAGCCCCUACCCUGUGAGCCGGAGCUCAUGCCCACCUUCCCUCACCACCGCAACAAGCGGGCCACCCCAGCCACCUCUGAGAGCCAGAGCAAGCGCUGCAGGCCCUGACUGCUGGAGGCCCCUGCCGGCCAGGCCAACAGGUUCUCAAGACCCAGCUCAACCCUCUGCUGGACUCACCAGCUGCUUCAGCUGGCCAUGUGGGUUCCUGCUGUCUCCACCCACCACUGCCCCAGCACCAGGGGUGAAGCCAUGGUGCACCCUGGGCUGGCUGGCCCCACCUGGCCUGCGCUGGCGCCAUCUGGUGGCCUCCCCGGGUCUAGCCCAGUGCUGUGCCGUUGGCUUGUAGAAGCUCCGAAGCACCUACUGGGCUCAUCGCAGAGGGUGUUGCUGGCUUCGGACGUGCAGCCUCUCAGGGAUGCUGUGCCCUCUCUCGGUCACCAUGGUCUCCCCAGAGCAGGGAGAAGCUGCGGUGACCCCCAGGCCGGACUGGUGGGACCCAGUGACCAAGGUCUGGGCAAGGCCUUGGGCUGGGGGCUGAGCCCAGAGAGGGAGCCACACAGUUGGAGUGGCAGGAACUCAGAGAUAAAAGCUCUCCUGACAGA
Phyllostomus hastatus (greater spear-nosed bat) is the source of this 2275-nucleotide messenger RNA. RefSeq names its product cyclin dependent kinase 10 (gene CDK10). Gene Ontology annotation, cellular component: nucleus. Lineage: Eukaryota; Metazoa; Chordata; Mammalia; Chiroptera; Phyllostomidae. Gene Ontology annotation, biological process: regulation of mitotic cell cycle; protein phosphorylation. Gene Ontology annotation, molecular function: ATP binding; cyclin-dependent protein serine/threonine kinase activity. The record is from RefSeq and is a predicted model, not a curated record. The transcript has 13 exons. The coding region runs from base 483 to 1781 and encodes 432 amino acids.